Molecule: messenger RNA, 3437 nt
Organism: Drosophila elegans
Lineage: Eukaryota; Metazoa; Arthropoda; Insecta; Diptera; Drosophilidae
Gene: Asph
Product: aspartyl/asparaginyl beta-hydroxylase
Exons: 14
Coding region: 128-3169 (1013 amino acids)
Biological process (GO): peptidyl-aspartic acid hydroxylation
Cellular component (GO): endoplasmic reticulum
Molecular function (GO): peptidyl-aspartic acid 3-dioxygenase activity; protein binding
Source: RefSeq, a predicted model, not a curated record
UCGCAUUUAGUAACGUGCCGUUCACCGACCAAGAUCGCCCGCUUUGCCCGCUCCGCUCGAAGAGGAAAAACAAACCGCUCCAUCUCCAUCUAUCGAAUUGGCAUACAUUUAGUGCCUGUCGAGCAAAAUGUCGGGCGAUGUGCAGCCGCGAAAGCGAAAGGAUAAGCGCCGGAAACGCGAUGACGACGAAUCUUCGCACGGCGUUCACAUUACGAAGAUGGGAAACGAAGAUCUCCACCUGCACGUCCACCACGAGCACGGAACCGGGGGUCACUGGUGUGCCAAGAUCAUAUUCUUCGCUCUGAUGGCCGUGCUGCUGGGAUUGGUGGGUCUGAUCAUCAUGGAGAACCGUGGACUGGAGGAUCUGGACACUCCAUUGUCGGAGUCACGUUUCUCGAAAGUCUUUGAUGGUUGGGUGGAUGAACAUCGAGAUGACCACGAUGCCCACGGUGCGCAUGAACCCUCGGGAGAAGCCUUGGAUGAUCACGACGAUCACGAUGAGCACGAUGAGCACGAUGAUCAUGAUGAAGAAGAAGAAGAACCUCUUUCGGAAGAAUUAGAAGAUGAAAUAGAAGAGGAUGAAGAGGAGCCAGCUGAGGAGGAGGAACCAGAAGCAGAUGAAGAAGAUGAGGAGGACGAAGAUGAGGACAAUAAUGCCGGUGAAAACAUAACCGGCGAAGAUGCAGAGGAAGAUGAAGAGGAGGACAUCGAGGAAGAAGGCACUGUGGAGGCCACUGUAGAAGCCACGACUGAAGCCACUACGGAAGCUACCGCCGAAUAUGAAGCUGAAGAUGAGGAAGAGGAGAAAGCUGAAGCUGAUGAAGACGCAGUAGAAUCCACUGAAGCCCCACCAUCAGAAGCUGAAGAGCAGGAAGAGGAGGAUGAGGACGAGGAGGACCAAGAGGAGCAGGAAGUCGAAGAGUCUGUUGAGCCGCCAAGAUCUCAAUCUGCAGCACAAAGUUCUCCCGCCCCAGAUGAUAACGAUGAUGAUGACGAAGAUGAGGAACCAAACAAUGACGAUGCAGAUGACGACGACUUUGAGUCGCUGGAUCAGCAGUUUGAAAACGAUCCCGAGGAAGUGGAGCCAAAACAAGCAGUAGAUAGCCAGGAAGAUCAGGAUCAGGACAAGGAUGAUGACGAGGAGCCCAAAGAAGAGGGCUCCUCUUGGUUGGCCUCACUUGCCGUUAAAUUUGGCGUUGGCGUUGCACUUGCCUUAGUUUCACGCCUUGUAUUGAUAAGGAAAAGUCCAAAUACAACUGAGGAUGAGCCCACACCAGAGGUCAUAAUGAGGCGGAGAUUGACGAUUGCCACGGCCGAGGAUCACAUACCGGACGAUGUGGAGGAACUGCCCCUGCUGGACGAUGAAUACUCCGAGGAGGAAAUCGAAAUCGAGGAGGAGAUCGAGGUGGAGAUCAGCGACAUCGAGGAGGACGAGGAGGAGCAAGAGGUACGACACGAUAGCGACGACAAUGUGGCCUCCAUGGCCAGUUAUGUGCCCGAGACCUUUGAGCAACUGAGCGCCAUGUAUAAGUUUGCCCAGGAGCCGCCAAAGGAAUCAAAACCCGAGCAGAAAGAGAAGGAAAAGGAGAAGGAACAGGAGAAAGAGAAGGAGAAGGAGAAGGAGAAGGAAAAGGAACCGGACCAGCAGGCCGGUCCAAGCGAUAUCUAUGUGGAGUACGAGAAUGAUCCCUGCGAGGACUACGAUAGCGAUGAAGAGAUCACCGACGAGGAGGACGAGAUCUCCGACGUGGACGACGCCGAUCUGAUGAACCGGCUUGAGGCCAAGUACGGUCGUCUGACCGUCCAGAAAAACGACACUUAUUCUGAUUCCGACGACUCCGACUGGGAACAAAUCAAUCCGAAUGAAGCUGCCCCUGUUGCGGCGGAAAAGGAGGAUCCUUUUGAGCAGGAGUUGCGAAAGGCCAACGAGGAGAUGAUUAGGGAGAACUAUGCCCAAGCCCUGCGAUCCUUUAACACGCUCACCACCAACUUUGCCCACGAGCCAUUGGCCCAUUUGGGAAGAGCCCGUGUCCUGGAGCUUCUGUCCAAGGAAGAGAGAAGCAACAAGCGCCUGUGGGAAGCCAUCGAUGCCUACAAGAGAUACUUGGCCUUUGGCGAGCUGGUCAUCAGUGACCAUGACUUCACGUCUGCCGGCGAAAGCUGCAUUGAGAAUUUGAGAUUUUUGGGCUACCACCGCCAGGCGACCACAAUUCAUGAGCUGCUCAUCAAUCGUUUGCCCAAGGAUCCGCGACUGCGUAACCAACUCUCCCUCACCCAUCUCAUGGUCAACAAUCUUCAGCAGGUCGAAAAGGUGGCUGAGGAGACCCUGAAAGAUUGGCCCACCAAUGCAGUGGCUCAACUGCAUUACGGAUUGGCUCUCAGACAGCUUCGUGGGGACUACGAGAAGGCUCUGCCCUAUCUGAAAUAUGCGGUGGAGUCCCAGGAAGAGGGCACCCAGGAGGCUUUCUUCUACUUGUCGCUGGGCGAGACCCUUCAGCGCUUGUCCAGGCAGUCAGAGGCUUUGGAUGUUUAUAGAAAGGGUGUGGCCAAGGGGUUCUUUGCCAGCCUCUAUCAGAGAUCACUGUACAAUGAGCCCAGGCUCAAGGCACAGCCUUUUUGGCAGCCCACAGAGACGGGCUACGAACGGCAGUUGGAGAAAUUGCAGCUCAAUUGGCGCGCCAUUCGGGAUGAGGGGCUGGCCCUGCUGGGAAGAAGUGGCUUCUUCGAGGACGAAGCGGAACAACUGCGCGACAAAGGAGUCUGGCAGCAAUUCGAACUGUAUGCCCAAGGUCACCGGGUCAAGGACAACUGCCGCAGGACCCCCAUCACCUGUAGCCUGCUGCAGGAGUUCCCCGAAUCCGGUGGCUGUCGUCGCGGCCAGGUCAAGUUCAGUGUGAUGCAGGCCAAGACGCAUGUGUGGCCGCACUGCGGACCCACCAAUUGCCGCCUGAGAGCGCACCUCACGCUAGUUGCUCCAGAGCCGGAAAAAACUUCUCUACGAGUGGCAGAGCAGGAAAGAACUUGGCGUGAGGGCGAACUUUUCAUAUUCGACGACAGCUUCGAACAUGAGGUAUGGCACAAUGGAAGCCAUGCCCGCCUGGUGCUCAUCCUGGACAUGUGGCAUCCGGAACUGACUCCCUCACAGCGCCGCAGCUUAACACCCAUUUGAUCAUAGUUCUAUAAAUGGUUCCGGUUUCAAAGGCUGUAAUUUAGAUCAAUUUGUCCAAAUCGAAUCGUUCACUGUUAGUUAAAUCGCCAUGUUAUAUAGACAUUAUAUACUUGUAAUUAUACCUCUUAGUCGUUAAGCUCAGCUUGAAUGCGUGUUUAGGGUAUAUCGACGUCAUAUUAUCUGUGUAUCAUAUACGUUUAGCUUUGGUCGGCAGCUUACCCUCGCUUUUGUACUUUAAAUACAGAAAUAAAAACCUUUUAGGAUUCGA